This is a messenger RNA of Homalodisca vitripennis (glassy-winged sharpshooter), 573 nucleotides long. RefSeq lists its product as uncharacterized. The record is from RefSeq and is a predicted model, not a curated record. NCBI's taxonomy places the organism in Eukaryota, Metazoa, Arthropoda, Insecta, Hemiptera, Cicadellidae. The coding region runs from base 1 to 573 and encodes 190 amino acids. The transcript has a single exon.
AUGAAUAAGGCGAACAGAGCCAUCAGUCAGAUCAGUACCUGGUUACAACAUCAUGGGUUAGCAAUCGCACCUGAGAAGACAGAAUCUAUAGUUAUGGUAGGCAGAAGAGCACUCUUGGACAUUAGAUUUGAGGUCAAUGGAAUUGAGGUCAAACCUACUAGAAGGCUCAAAUACCUGGGAAUUUGGUUAGACCAUAGAAGAUCAUUCAAAGUCCACAUCGAAGAAGUCUCCAGGAAAUGCACUAAAGUUGCUGGCUGUCUUAGCAGACUUAUGGAGAAUAUACAGGAGCCUAGUCCAAGUAGACGAAGAUUGCUAGCAACAGUUGUUGAAUCGAUCGCUCUUUAUGCAACCCCAGUCUGGACAAGGGCUUUAAACUCGGCAAGAACAAGAAGUAUAUUAGAUCAAGUACAAAGAAAAAUGGCUCUAAGAGUCUGCAGUGGUUACCGCACCAUUGCAGCCGAUGCAGCAUUUGUCAUAGCAAGUGUCCCGCCACUAAGCAUAAAAGCUGAGGAAAGAGUACAUCGACAUAAUGGCAUGGAAACUACUGAAGCACAGAAUAAACUACUAGAUUAG